AUGUGAAACUGCUUUCAAGAACUCCAGAAUUGAAUCUUGAUCAGUUCCACGACAAGACCCCUUACACAAUAAUGUUUGGUCCAGAUAAAUGUGGAGAGGACUAUAAGCUGCACUUCAUCUUUAGGCAUAAAAACCCAAAGACAGGCAUCUAUGAGGAAAAGCAUGCUAAGAGACCAGAUACAGAUCUGAAGACCUACUUUACUGAUAAGAAAACACAUCUGUAUACAUUAGUCUUGAAUCCAGAUAAUAGCUUUGAAAUAUUAGUUGAUCAAAUGGUUGUGAAUAGUGGGAACCUUCUGAAUGAUAUGACUCCUCCUGUGAAUCCUCCCCAGGAAAUUGAGGAUCCAAAUGACCAGAAGCCUGAGGACUGGGAUGAGAGGCCAAAGAUACCAGAUCCUGAUGCUGUCAAACCAGAUGACUGGGAUGAGACUGCUCCUGCUAAGAUUCCAGAUAAGGAUGCUACAAAACCUGAAGGCUGGUUGGAUGAUGAGCCUGAAUAUGUAUCUGACCCAGAUGCAGAGACGCCAGAGGAUUGGGAUGAAGAUAUGGAUGGAGAAUGGGAAGCUCCCCAAACUGCAAACCCAAAAUGUGAAUCAGCCCCUGGUUGUGGUGUCUGGCAAAGACCUACCAUUGACAAUCCCAAUUACAAGGGCAAAUGGAAAGCACCUAUGAUUGAUAAUCCUAACUACCAGGGAAUCUGGAAACCAAGGAAGAUUCCAAACCCAGAUUUCUUUGAAGAUCUAGAGCCUUUCAAAAUGACUCCUUUCAGUACUGUGGGUCUGGAGCUGUGGUCCAUGACAUCAGAUAUCUUUUUUGACAACUUUAUUAUUUGUGCAGACCGAGCAGUUGCAGAUGAUUGGGCCAAUGAUGGGUGGGGUCUGAAGAAAGCUGCUGAUGGGGUUGCAGAGCCUGGUGUAAUGGGGCAAAUGUUUGAAGCAGCUGAAGAACGUCCAUGGCUUUGGGUGGUCUAUAUUCUCACUGUGGCCUUGCCGUUGUUCCUUGUGGUCCUCUUCUGCUGUUCUGGAAAGAAACAACCCAGUGCUGCAGAGUAUAAGAAGACAGAUGCUCCUCAACCAGAUGUGAAGGAAGAGGAGGAAGAAGAGGAGAAAGAGGAGGAAAAGGAGAAGAAAGAUGAAGAAGAGGAGACUGAAGAGAAACUUGAAGAGAAGCAAAAAAGUGAUGCUGAAGAGGAUGAAGACAGAAAACCUAAAGCAGAGGAAGAUGAAGUUUUGAACAGAUCACCCAGAAACAGAAAGCCACAAAGAGAUUCAAAGAAUUUAAGAACUUGAUCUGUGAUUCCCUUUUCCCCCUACCCUGGAUGUGAUCCUAGGAAGAGGACCUGGGAUACACCUUAUAUGUUGAAACCCAGAAAAACCUCAAGACUUCACUAUCAACAGAUUCCAGUCAAACACUAUCCACUGAAAUUUUGAGCAUCUAGCAGUAAUUAAUUACAAUUGUGAUAUAAAGAACA
Gracilinanus agilis (Agile Gracile Mouse Opossum) is the source of this 1471-nucleotide messenger RNA. RefSeq names its product calnexin-like. Gene Ontology annotation, molecular function: calcium ion binding. NCBI's taxonomy places the organism in Eukaryota, Metazoa, Chordata, Mammalia, Didelphimorphia, Didelphidae. The record is from RefSeq and is a predicted model, not a curated record. Gene Ontology annotation, cellular component: endoplasmic reticulum; endoplasmic reticulum membrane. Bases 72 to 1289 code for a protein of 405 amino acids. Gene Ontology annotation, biological process: protein folding. The transcript has a single exon.